Molecule: messenger RNA, 1020 nt
Organism: Raphanus sativus (radish)
Lineage: Eukaryota; Viridiplantae; Streptophyta; Magnoliopsida; Brassicales; Brassicaceae
Product: transcription factor MYB3
Exons: 3
Coding region: 161-988 (275 amino acids)
Source: RefSeq, a predicted model, not a curated record
GUUAAUUGUUAUAAAUAACACACUCAAAACGAAACAUCCUACAGGAACUCUCCUCCUUCCUUGCAAAAUAAAACACACCCCAUUUUUCUUCCCUGCACAUAUAAAGCUUGAAAAAAAGAAGCCAUUAAUUGAAAAGAGAAGCAACUAAAGAGAGAGAGAGAUGGGAAGGUCACCAUGCUGCGAGAAAGCUCACAUGAACAAAGGAGCUUGGACUAAAGAAGAAGAUCAGCUUCUCGUUGAUUACAUCCGCAAACACGGCGAAGGUUGCUGGCGUUCUCUCCCUCGAGCCGCCGGAUUACAGAGAUGUGGUAAGAGUUGUAGGUUGAGAUGGAUGAAUUAUCUAAGACCAGAUCUCAAGAGAGGUAAUUUCACUGAGGAAGAAGACGAACUCAUCAUCAAACUCCACAGCUUAUUUGGUAACAAAUGGUCGUUGAUUGCUGGGAGAUUACCAGGAAGAACAGACAACGAGAUCAAAAACUAUUGGAACACUCAUAUCAAGAGGAAGCUUCUCAGCCGUGGGAUCGACCCAAACACUCACCGUUCGAUCAACGGAUCUGCAACCCCUCCUUCCAAAACAACGACUCCGUCUCUUCAAAACGACGAGCCGGUACGAUUCGAUUUCUCCGGACCGGAUCAACAACGGACGGUUAAACCGGAACCGAUGGUACUAGACCGAGAAGAGGCUAAUAAUAACAUUAAUAACUGCACCAGCAGCGGAACGACAUUGGAGAAGGAUAUUCGGACAGACAAUGAUUGGGUACUCAAUUUGGAACUCUCCGUUGGUCCAGCGACGACCAAGAGUUAUCGGUACGAGUUGACUCGCAAAGCGCAUCCUGACUUGGCCGAGUCCACUCGGCGGUGGGGCUUUGAGUUGUUAGGGGCUCAGUCUGAGAUGUGUUUGUGUUGUCGGAUAGGGUCUCACAACGAGUCGUGUCGGAACUGUCGUACUUCCGAUAUUUUAACUACUUGGGAAUCGAAAAUUAUUUAGGAUUUUAUUUAUUUACCAGUUCGAUUUGUGUU